Messenger RNA from Eurytemora carolleeae, 1611 nucleotides. RefSeq lists its product as uncharacterized. The transcript has 7 exons. The record is from RefSeq and is a predicted model, not a curated record. Bases 1 to 570 code for a protein of 189 amino acids. Lineage: Eukaryota; Metazoa; Arthropoda; Copepoda; Calanoida; Temoridae.
AUGUACUGUACUGUUCAGGGUGAGUCUAGCCGAAAGCUUGUACAAGGAUCGUAUUGUAUUGUUGAAACCCUUGUACCCAGUCAGGAACUGUACACAGACGGGGAACAGCUAGUUGUACUUUUAGGGUUCAGGACAACAGAUGACAACUGUGUAGCUACUCCAGAAGCAGACGAAGAGAGGAGUGAGGAAGCUAGAAGCUGGAGGGAUUGGACUGGAAUAGGAAACCUAUACACUGGCCUAGCUCGGUUAGAUACCGUACAGGUGAACAAGAUUGAGUUUCUGGAGAGUCAUAUUCCUGAUCAUACGGCAGUCUUUCAUUAUCUUGUUCUUUUAUACCUUCAGGUGGAUUCUGACCUGGGUCGUGUAUCUGUCCUGGAUAGGGUUGCAAGAUUUAGAGUACGUCAGAUGUCUGGUUAUGUAACCCUGUACUCCUGUAUUGGUUCCCAGUCUAAAACCCAGGAUUCACCUCUAAAUAUUGCGCAGUCAAAAUCAAUGGAUUCUCUUCUCAGGAAAGUUGCUGAAGAUAGACAGAGUAUAGAACAAGCUAAAAAGGACUUCUUAGAAAACUAGACCAGUCUACAGUGUAUACAGUGUACAAAUGUACAAGAUUCAGGACUUAAAUCAAGUACCUUAGUACAUGUUUACAGUACAAUGAUCCAACGCUGAAAUCAAGUACAGGAGAUUCAAAACCAUAGAAAAAUAGUCUAUAAACCCGUGGUAUUUGCAGACAUACCAAAAAAAGUUGGAAGAAAUCCCUAUGACGGCAUGACACUUAACCUUAUAGCCAAACUCUCUUGAUGGUUUGAUCUCGACCAGAAGAGAGCAUGCCAAUUUGAGUGAAUGCAUGUACAUUUUCAUGGCACUUGCUAGUUAAUUAAAAUCUGUGACAGCAUCCAAUGUGUAUCACUCCAGCUUCAUUUAUAUCAUUCGUAUAUCAUUCAUAACAUUAAUGAAGUGAAUAUAUGAAAAAAUAACAAAAUUUACAAAAUAUCUUUGGGUUGCUUCGAUAAAAUGAAUUGUAUCGAAUUUGAAGAAUUUAAGCUGGGUCGCUGAACUAUCUACUGCCAGUAUAAAUCUUUAAUCACCGAUUCAAAGCUAAAGAUUAAGGAAGUUAAUUUAAAUCGAUGGCUCAAAUAUGAACCGGCGGUAGACAGUUCAGCCGGGUCUAAAGCUGGCUCAAAUUCUUUAAAUUCAGUCUGAAGACAUUUAUCAGUAAUAAUGUCUUGUUGUGGCCCUAAUUCAAACCAUCGCUUAAAACAUUUUUUUAAAUAGCAAGAAGUGGAAUUUGACAAAAUGUUAUAUUUUGUAUUAAUCAUUUAAAGUGAAGAGUCACAACUAUUUUAAAUCCUUACAUGGUCAUUGCACAAUGCACAAUGCAUUUAUUAUUGAUUAGAACCUGCAACUCAAGACAGAAUUUUGAUUGUUUCAAUGAUGAAAUAAAAAAAGGGAAAUUUUUGUCCAAAAUUUAUGUUUCUUUGUGAUCUUUUUGGUUCAGUUUUAGGGCUAAAAACUUGAGAAAGAGUCCCAUUAACCCUUCUUUUGAAAAAGAAUUUAGUGUUUGCCAUAAACUCUAAUUUUCAAAUGACUAAAUCUUUGCAACCCAAGGUUGUA